This is a messenger RNA of Nicotiana tabacum (common tobacco), 525 nucleotides long. RefSeq lists its product as uncharacterized. Gene Ontology annotation, biological process: positive regulation of DNA-templated transcription. Gene Ontology annotation, cellular component: nucleus. NCBI's taxonomy places the organism in Eukaryota, Viridiplantae, Streptophyta, Magnoliopsida, Solanales, Solanaceae. Gene Ontology annotation, molecular function: DNA-binding transcription factor activity. The record is from RefSeq and is a predicted model, not a curated record.
AUGCAAAAUCCAUCUUCAAAUUCCAUGUUUCUUGAAAAUACUAAUCAUGGUACAUUGUGUAACAAGAGUAGUACUGUUGAUGAAAUGUGUAGAGAAAACCAUAAUCAAAAAAUUAUAAAGCAUUACUCUCUUGAGCCACAACUGAGUAGUACUCUUGGUCAUGAGACUAGUCUUGAGGAUUUUUUGAUAAGUGCUAAUGUCAUUAAAAAUGGGAAUAGGUUUGAUAAUCAGCCAUUAAUGGAGCCUAAAUUCCAUCAGCAGAUCAAUGAUAUGAUCAUGCCAAUGCCUAUCCAAUUUUAUUCAGAUAUUGAUUUUGAGAAUCAUCAGUCUAUGAAUGUUGUUAAUAAGAAGAUAACAAAUAUGGCAAUGACAACAACAUCGAAUGAUAGUCAUUUAAGUGGCGAAAGGAAGAGGACUUUCACGGAUGAGAAGAUGGAGAAAAGUAUUGAAAGGAGGCAGAGAAGGAUGAUCAAGAAUAGGGAAUCAGCUGCUAGGUCAAGAGCAAAGAAACAGGUAGAGAAGUGA